Mugil cephalus (flathead mullet) is the source of this 2789-nucleotide messenger RNA. Its product is annotated as RCC1 and BTB domain-containing protein 1-like. The record is from RefSeq and is a predicted model, not a curated record. The transcript is spliced from 12 exons. Gene Ontology annotation, molecular function: protein binding. NCBI's taxonomy places the organism in Eukaryota, Metazoa, Chordata, Actinopteri, Mugiliformes, Mugilidae. Bases 259 to 1854 code for a protein of 531 amino acids.
UUUUUUUUUCUCCACCCCACUUCCGCAAAUAAAAGUCAGGAGAGUUGAGUGAGUGUGGCACCUCCGGUAGAAAGUGGAAACACGGGCACAUGGUGUCAUGGUGAAACCGUUCACCGGAGCCGGUAACGACUCCAGAAACAAACCCACGUAACGGCGCUGGCAGCCUUGCCUAUCCCCUCCUGCCCCCCCGUCCCAUGCCGUGCCUUUCGGAUUGAAGCUCAUCCAUCCGACCUGCUGUCUUUGCUGCGCACUCGCAUCAUGGUGGAUAUAACCAAAUGGCCCAUUUUCAGCCUGUUGGAGCCUCAGGAGCUCUCCCAGAUACAGAAAGCGUGUGUGUUUGGAACGUCUGCUAAUGAGGCCAUCUACAUUACCUGUGACGAUAAGGUGUACGUGUUUGGGCUGAACUGCAGUAACUGCCUGGGGACAGGGGACAGCCUCAGCACAAUUGUACCCAAAAAGCUGGACUUCCUGAGCGGCAGGAAGGUGGUCAGCCUGAGCUACGGAAGUGGACUCCACGUCCUGCUGGCCACGAAGGAUGGAGAGUUAUUUGCCUGGGGCCACAACGGCUACGGCCAACUGGGAAACGGGACGACCAACCAAGGAGUAGCUCCAGUGCUCGUGUCUGCCAACCUGCUCAAUAAGAAGGUCACAGAGGUGGCCUGUGGCUCUCACCACUCGCUGGCUCUGACUGACUUGGGAGAAGUGUAUGCGUGGGGCUACAACAACUGCGGUCAGGUGGGCUCAGGCUCCACAGCAAACCAGCUGUUGCCCCGCAGAGUUUCCAGCUGCCUGCAGAACAAGGUGGCCGUCAGCAUCGUCUGUGGUCAGACCUCGUCUCUGGCAGUAGUGGACAAUGGAGAGGUGUACGGCUGGGGCUUUAAUGGGAAUGGACAACUGGGACUGGGAAAUAACGGGAACCAGCUCACUCCUUGUCGACUUUUGGCUCUACAGGGUGUGUGUGUGCAGCAGAUCGUCUCAGGCAUCGCUCACUCCAUGGCUCUAACAGACGAGGGCUUGCUUUACACCUGGGGUGCCAACAUAUACGGACAACUGGGCACCGGCAACAAGAGCAACCAGCUGAGCCCGUUUCAGAUCAUGACUGAGAAAGAGAGGAUCGUAGAGAUCGCUGCCUGUCACUCCACCCACACAUCGGCUGCCAAGACCCAGAGUGGACAGGUGUACAUGUGGGGCCAGUGCAGGGGUCAGUCAAUAGUGCUGCCACACCUCACACCCUUCACCUGCACAGACGACGUCUUUGCCUGCUUUGCCACACCCUCAGUUAUGUGGAGACUUCUUUCUGUGGAACAUGAUGACUUCAUGACUGUGGCUCAGGCCCUCAAGAAAGAGUUUGACAACCCAGAAACAGCUGACCUGACGUUCUGUGUUGAAGGCAGAUACAUCUAUGUCCACAAAGCAAUUCUCAAAAUCAGGUGUGAACACUUCAGAUCGAUGUUUCAGUCCCACUGGAACGAAGACAUGAAGGAUGUGAUUGACAUAGACCAGUUCUCCUACCCAGUCUACCGCUCCUUCCUGGAGUUCCUCUACACAGACAACGUUGAGUUGCCGCCUGAAGACGCCAUCGGGCUGCUGGAUCUGGCCACGUCGUAUUGUGAGGGCCGCCUGAAACGUCUCUGUCAAAACCUCAUCAAGAGGGGAAUCACUAUUGACAACGCCUUCUCUCUGCUGUCUGCUGCUGUACGCUACGAUGCUGAGGAGCUGGAGGAGUUCUGCUUCAGGUUCUGUGUGAACCACCUGACCGAGGUGACGCAGACUGCCGCUUUCUGGCAGGUCGACGGCGGUCUGCUCAAAGACUUCAUAGGUCGAGCCAGUCAGUGCGGAGCCUUCAAGAACUGAUGUCGGCCCGAUGCAGGACUCUACGCCUGAGCGCGUCGUCGCCUCCGGUCGACUGCACGUACCUCCACUGACAGGCGGUGACGCGGCGGAAAUCUUCACCGCCAUCACUGUCAAAUCCCUAAUUCACGUACUUCCAGACUAGAAACAGCCUGUCCGUGACAUUCAAGCUGAUUCAGUGUUACAAGUGCCUGACUUAAAGACGUAAAGCAGGAGCUCAAAGGCAUUUAAAGGAUUGCUGUAGUUUGAUGUGGCUAACAUUAUUUUUUUUUUAACUUAAAAGUGUUUUGCCAUUUGCCUUGUUUCUGUUCAACUGACCAAGUUACUUUGUUUUGAGUUUGCACAUUUGUUUUGAUGGAUGCAUUGUGGAUUUCAGGCAUGACACUUUUUGCACUUGUAGUUAUCAAGAGAGAACCGGUAUUUGAAAACUGAACACAAACAUAUCGCAUUAUUAUUCCAGUGAUUAUUAGUCCUGGUGGUCUCCACAGCUGCAGCGCUCAGGUCCGAAUCCUCCUCUACUUUCUGUUUUACGACCCAGAGUUACAUCCAGUCUUAAAUUGUAGAUUUCGUAAACUGGACUGUGUUUUCCUAGGCAGCUACAACUCCAGAUUGCACAAAAAAAAUAGUUUGAGGUAAACUGACGUAGUGAAGUGUCUGGAGCCGUUAAGAACCGUUCAGGGCAUGUGUCCUUGGUCAUGAAACGUUGGUUGUUAAGGUCCUGGACGUGUGAUAUUACACAGUAUUAGCAUUUAUGAAGCCGUUUAGAGACAUGUACACUACCGCUGUGAGUAUUUUCAAGAAUAUAUUUCCUAUUUUGUUUUGCUUUCUUUGUUUGUUUUUAUCAAAUAAUUGUGAGUUGUUGAUACUGAAGACUAUGAAGUGCCAGUUAAAUUCUGUGACCUUGUAAAGCAAAUAAAUAAAAAGUAGUUUUCUGUAAA